CCUGCCUAACCUAUCAAAAAAUUUUCCGCUUAUAACAAUUAGCAACCUAUGGCUUAGCAAUCAACUGGAAAAGCUGGCAAAUUUAUUUUCGAAUUUAUUUUUUAAAUAAAAAUACAGAUUACAAAAAAGUUACGGGAGUGCUUCUAUGCAACUUACCAACUUGUUUGUGUCGAUUAGGAGCCGGGUAAAGACGAGAAAUCGACAACAUCACAAUCAAUCAUGAGUCCCGGCAAAAUGGGCGAAAAGAAACUGGUCCGAGUUGGCAAUUAUAUGAUGACAGGGAAAGUACUCGGCAAAGGACAUUUUGCCAGAGUAGAAGAAGCAGUCCAUGGUGUUCUUAAUGUCAAGGUUGCUGUAAAAAUUAUUAAUGUAAGCGAAAUAACGGAUCAUUAUGUCAAGAAAAAUCUGAAGAGGGAAGCUUCAAUUAUGUCCAAAAUUUCACAUCCAAAUAUUGUUUACCUCUUCGAGACGAUAGAGACAGAAAAAAAUUACUAUAUUGUCACCGAAAUAGGAUCAGGUGGCGAUUUGUGUACUUACGUUAAAUCUCAACGAUAUGGAAAAUUGGAUGAGAGAAAGUCACGUCCCUUGGCAAGACAAUUGGCAUCUGCUGUAGGGCACCUCCAUGAUAAAGGUGUCGUUCACAGAGAUUUAAAAAUGGAAAAUAUUUUACUUGACUACGCCAAAGAAAAAAUUAAGCUAGUUGAUUUCGGUCUUAGCAAUUUCUGCAAAUCAGGUGAAUUUCUCCGGACUCAUUGUGGUUCACCGGAAUAUGCGGCUCCCGAGCUGUACGUAAGCGGUCGUAGAUACGGAGCAGAAGUGGACAUAUGGAGCUUGGGCGUCGUCUUCUAUGGCAUGAUAAUGGGUAAGCUGCCAUUUCAGACACUCUACAAAGCGGGCGUAACACACGAAGAGAAACGGAAACAUCUAAUGGAGGAGACAAAACGUGGUCUGACGAUGAAACAUCAAAAAGCUCUUAUGGAUUGUUCGCAUUUAUUUCGAAAUUUAAUCCCGAAAAUGCUGAAUCCCAACUCGAAGGAGCGCAUUUCGAUGAAAGAAUUACAAAAGCACGCUUGGAUUUAUGGAAAUCAAAUUGCAGAAUUCCCUAGUCCCGAUGAGGAUUGGAAGCGAGAAAUAGGGUCGAAGAUUUCCAACUUUCUGGAGAUACCAUUGUACGAGGUGUACUCGCAAAUCUUGAAAGCGCCUUACGGGCCCAUCGGUGGAAUUUACAAUAUCGAGAAGUUGGCGCAUCUUAUCAGGAAGGUCAAGACGAUAAAUAUUAUUCCAAGAAUCGAUUUCAAAGUGUUGAAGGGGAUGUCACCGAAACGGGCAUCAAUUCGUCCAUUAACCUACACAAGCCGUGACAGAAUAAUUCAAAAUCCAGACAACGAAGGGCCAAAAAGACGCCCAACAACUGCUGAAGGUAUUCAAAUCCAGAAUGAACUGAAAGCUACAACGAAUUUCCAAAUAAAACGGGAAACCAAUCUACCAAUUCGCCGAGACCUAAACCACAGAAUAGGUGAUGGACGAUCACCGGAAAUGACUACCAAAGAGCGGUCUACAACUUCAUCCAAAAUGUUGAAUUUCCUCAAUGAAAAAAUUUCAAAAGCCUUCAGCAUAUACUCAAAACGCAACAAUAACUACAGCGAAGGAGAGCCAAGAUGUACGACAGACCGCUCAUACAUGAAACCACCACAACGCCCAGUUAUCGUUCCAUCCUUAGAGAGCGUAGCCAGGAAGUCUGCCGAUUCCAACCUAACUAGCAUUGCUGGCCUAUCGAUGCAUAACGACACCGGCUCGGAAAACUCGUCUGUAAAACAAACCGCCAGGACUCGAUUCAUAAAAUACCUGUGCUCCCCAAAAUAUCAGCGACAGUCAGCUGCCAUGAAGAAACCUCGUCCCUGCACUGCUCCAAACUGUUAUCCCCCAACUAAGCCAUGGGUGCAACCAAUAAGUCCAAAAAUUAGCCGGUCUGCAAUGCCAGUGCCGGCCGAACCAGCGCUACGACCUCCUGUGCUCAGCAAAUACCUUAACUUCAAUUCUGUGCAGCCAAGAAAAUCGAAUGCCCCUAUCAGUCCAACGACAAACAGUUCUAGACCGUCCACGUAUUUCUCACCGAGCCCCGGGUGCAGUAGGAAUGCAUCCUUUACAGCAAGCUCAAGGAGACGAGUAACAUCCGGUAUUCCAUCACAUACUGCAAAAAGAGCUGCUAUCAGGAAAGAGCUCGCUACUCGCAAUAAUUCUCAAGUGAAAUCAAAAACUUAAUCCUAGUGAUUACUGUUAGUGUUAAUAAAUUUUAUUAUUUUUCUUUCAAUUUACGGUUCACAGUAUAUUUAAGGUAUUGAAUUUAGUAAAUAAA
Molecule: messenger RNA, 2356 nt
Organism: Hermetia illucens (black soldier fly)
Lineage: Eukaryota; Metazoa; Arthropoda; Insecta; Diptera; Stratiomyidae
Product: serine/threonine-protein kinase NIM1-like
Exons: 11
Coding region: 220-2262 (680 amino acids)
Biological process (GO): protein phosphorylation; intracellular signal transduction
Cellular component (GO): cytoplasm
Molecular function (GO): ATP binding; protein serine/threonine kinase activity
Source: RefSeq, a predicted model, not a curated record